Molecule: messenger RNA, 414 nt
Organism: Trypanosoma grayi
Lineage: Eukaryota; Euglenozoa; Kinetoplastea; Trypanosomatida; Trypanosomatidae
Exons: 1
Coding region: 1-414 (137 amino acids)
Source: RefSeq, a predicted model, not a curated record
AUGACCGCGGAACAAGAAGGAUUCUGCCCUCAAAACGGCGGAGCCCACACGAUGAUGCCCAUACAGGAGAGCUUCCAGACGUUGGCCUCUGAAGCACUCGCAGCUUCCGGGGCCCAAGAAGCCCCCAUCGGCGCUAAGAACCUGCACUCCACUUGCACCACCCAGGCUUGUGAGUGGCUCCUCACCACUGGCCUCAUGAACGGAAGUACAGUGGAAAAAGCCACGUUCUUCAAGGGUGUUGUAUACAACGGCGAGGACCACACUGAGCCUGUUCCUGGCAUGUACACCAAUUUUCAGAAAGGGGUUCAGCCGGUUGCUUUUUUCACGGCGAGGGACAAAAUCCUCGUGAAAAUGGUACGCACAGGCCNGUUCAGCCGGUUGCUUUUUUCACGGCGAGGGACAAAAUCCUCGUGA